CUAUAAAACCGUCCCUAAAGUUAUUUUACAUUAGCUUUCUCUCUUUCUCUGUGAGUGUCGAAUUUUGCAGAACCGCAGCCAUGGCAAGCACCAAAGUUCAGAGGAUUAUGACCCAACCCAUUAACCUGAUUUUCAGGUUUCUUCAGAGUAAAGCUCGCAUUCAGAUAUGGCUUUUUGAGCAGCGAGACCUGAGGAUCGAGGGCCGUAUCAUCGGCUUUGAUGAGUACAUGAAUUUGGUGCUGGAUGAUGCUGAAGAAGUCAAUGUUAAGAAGAAGAGCAGAAAAUCUUUAGGGAGGAUUCUUCUUAAGGGAGACAACAUAACUCUGAUGAUGAACUCUGGAAAGUGAUGAUGAUUCCAGCAAUUGUGUAAAUUGGCAUUAUGAUGCCUUUCCAAUCACCUGGCAGCCUAGCAUCUCUGUUUACUGACAUCUUAGAUACAAUCUUGAACAUCAAGAAUUGUUAAUGUAACAUAGGGAUGAUUUUCUAUCGAUCGAGUAAGAUACAUUGGCCCUGUUGCUCUUUUACAUUGUCUAUCCUGCCUUGUUUCUAAUAA
This is a messenger RNA of Quercus lobata, 553 nucleotides long. Its product is annotated as small nuclear ribonucleoprotein E-like. NCBI's taxonomy places the organism in Eukaryota, Viridiplantae, Streptophyta, Magnoliopsida, Fagales, Fagaceae. Gene Ontology annotation, molecular function: RNA binding. Gene Ontology annotation, cellular component: spliceosomal complex. Gene Ontology annotation, biological process: mRNA splicing, via spliceosome. The transcript has 6 exons. The record is from RefSeq and is a predicted model, not a curated record. The coding region runs from base 81 to 347 and encodes 88 amino acids.